GUACACCCCCCUGCUCGCCUACGUGCUGCUACCCAGCGUCUGGCUGCACCCUGUCUGGGGCAAGCUGCUGUUCUCCGCGCUGGAUCUCCUGGCCGCGCGACUCCUGCAGGAGUGGCUGGAGGCCUACUGCGGCGGGGACGAGUUGGCAGUCCGGCUUGGCCUAUCCUUCCCCGAUGUGCCUCUGGCUGUUCAACCCGUUUUGCUUCACCAUCUCUACGCGAGGCAGCGGGGAGUCUCUGGUAGUGGUGCUGCUCUAUUAGGGGUUGCUUCGUCGCCCUGCACCUGCGGCGGAACCACCCAGUCGCUGCGGGGCUCUUCGGCCUGGCGACCCACUGGAGGGUGUUCCCCAUCGUCUACGCGCUGCCGAUCGCGGCGAGCCUCGCGGGGGAAGAUAGCCGCGGCGUCUUCAGACUGGUGCACCGACAGUCGGUCACCUUCGGCGCCAUUUCGAUCAGCGUGA
Messenger RNA from Prorocentrum cordatum, 460 nucleotides. The record is from the annotation of a GenBank genome assembly. Lineage: Eukaryota; Dinophyceae; Prorocentrales; Prorocentraceae.